Trichomonas vaginalis G3 is the source of this 3012-nucleotide messenger RNA. Its product is annotated as valyl-tRNA synthetases family. The coding region runs from base 1 to 3012 and encodes 1003 amino acids. Gene Ontology annotation, biological process: valyl-tRNA aminoacylation. Lineage: Eukaryota; Parabasalia; Trichomonadida; Trichomonadidae. Gene Ontology annotation, cellular component: cytoplasm; cytosol. Gene Ontology annotation, molecular function: aminoacyl-tRNA deacylase activity; valine-tRNA ligase activity; ATP binding. The transcript has a single exon. The record is from RefSeq and is a predicted model, not a curated record.
AUGUCUGUGACCGCCAAAGCACAGCGUAAGGAGAAAGUCAUCAAGGAGGCUGUCUCAAAGGCCCCACAAAAGAUGAAAAAGACAGCAGCAAAGCAAGAAGUUAUUCCUAAAUCAAAAGAUGGUCAUAAGCCAGAUACAACACAAUUUGAUUCAGAAUACAAUCCAAUGAAGGUUGAGAAUGCCUGGUAUUCCUGGUGGGAAAACCAGAACUUCUUCGAGCCAAAGGCCGCCGACAAGAAGUUUGUUAUGAUUCUUCCUCCACCAAACGUUACAGGUGAACUUCACCUUGGUCACGCCCUCACAGCAUCCAUUGAAGAUGCUAUCACCCGCUACCACAGAAUGUGCGGCGAAGAAUCCCUUUGGGUUCCAGGCACAGAUCAUGCAGGCAUUGCCACACAGUUCCGUGUCGAAAAGAAGAUCUACGAUGAGAAGAAGCUCCACCGUGGCGAAUACAGCCGCGAGUACUUCCUUGAAGAAGCUCACAAGUGGGUUGAAUCCAAAUCCGGCACAAUUCUCUCCCAGCUUCGUGACAUGGGCUCAUCCCUUGCAUGGAAGGACACAUACUACACACUCGAUGAGAAGCGCAGUGAAUCAGUCAUUGCUGCUUUCAUCAAACUCUUCGAUGAAGGUUUGAUCUACAGAAGCGAGCGCCUUGUCAACUGGGAUUGCGCCCUCAAGACAGCCAUUUCCGAUGCAGAAGUCGAAUACAUUACACUUACAAAGCGUACAAAAUUAAAUGUUCCAAACCACAAAUACCCACAAUAUCCAUUCGGCGUAAUGACACACUUCUACUACGAAAUCUGCGACAAGGAUGGAAAGAAGACCGGCGAAAAGGUCGAAAUCGCUACAACACGUCUCGAGACAAUGCUCGGUGAUACAGCUGUUGCAAUCAAUCCAAAGGACGCUCGUUACAACCAUCUCCACGGAAUGUAUGUCUGGCAUCCAAUCCGUGAAGUUCCAAUUCCAAUCAUCCAAGAUGAGAUCCUUGUCGAUAUGAAUUUCGGUACAGGUGUUGUCAAGGUCACACCAGGCCACGAUCCAAACGAUUACGAAGUUUACAAGCGCCAUCCAGAGAUUGGAUUAAUCUCAAUCUUGACACCAGACGGCGCCAUUGCUCCAGGCUACGGCCAGUUCUCCGGCAUGAUGCGUUUCGAUGCUCGUGUUGAGAUGGUCAAGUGGAUGAAGGAGCACGGCCUCUACAAGGAAGAGAAGGACCACGAAAUGAGAUUAGGUAUCACACAGCGCGGCCACGACAUUGUUGAACAAGUUAUCACACCACAGUGGUUUGUCAACACAACAGACAUGGCUGCCAGAGCCAUCAAAGCAGUCGAUGACGGCGAGUUGAAGAUUGUUCCAGACGAAUUCGUUGUUGACUGGAAGAAGUGGCACGAAAACAUCCGUCCAUGGUGCAUUUCCAGACAGUUGAUGUGGGGACACAGAAUUCCAGCCUACAGAGUCCAAAUCGACGGAAAGUGGGCAGAAGGAAAUGGAGAGUGGGUUGCUGCAGCAUCACAAGAAGAAGCAAUCGCUAAAGGUGCAAAGGCAAACAACGUAGUACCAUCAAGAGUCACUGUUGAACAAGAUCCAGAUGUUCUUGAUACAUGGUUCUCAUCUGCUUUACUUCCAUUCUCCGGUGUCGGCUGGCCAAGCAACGAAGAACGCCUCAACAGAUACUUCCCGAACUCAAUUCUCGAAACAGGCUGGGAUAUCUUAACAUUCUGGGUAUCAAGAAUGGUCAUGAUGUCAUUGACAUUGACAAACAAAGUUCCGUUCCACACAAUUCUUCUUCACCCACUCGUUAGAGAUGCACAGGGCAGAAAGAUGUCAAAGUCUCUCGGAAACGUCAUUGAUCCACGCCACGUCAUCAACGGUAUCGAAUUGGAAGAUUUAGUUGCUGAAAUCGAGAAUUCCACAUUCGAUGACAAAGAAAAGAAGAUCGCAAUCGACGGCAGAAAGGCUGACUUCCCUAACGGUAUCCCACAGUGCGGCACUGAUGCCAUGCGUCUCGCUCUCUGCUCAUUUGCAGGCGCAAACAGAACAGCCAACCUCAAUGUCUCUGUCAUUGUUUCAUACAGAAACUUCUGCAACAAGAUGUGGAACGCUGUUCGUUUCGCAUUGCCAAACUUCGACAAGUUCAACCCAGAAGAUUCCCACAAGGACCUCGAUGCAUCAAAGACAACACCAUUGGACAAGUGGGCACUCAAGAAGUUGUCUCUUGCAAUCAAGGCAGCAACAGCUGGUCUCCAGGACUUCAAGAUGGCUGACGCUGUUAAUGGAAUGACACACUUCUUCCACGACGAGUUCUGCUCUGUCUACUUGGAAGGCAUCAAGCCAAUCGUUAACGGCGAUGAUGCAGCAGCCAAGGAAGUUGUCGCAGCUGUAUUGUACGAGUGCAUUGAGUCAACAAUGAGAAUGCUCCAUCCAUUCAUGCCAUACGUCACAGAAGAGUUGUGGCAGCACUUACCAAGAAGAUUCAACGUCGAAUCAAUCAUGUUGGCUCCUUAUCCAUUAGUUAACGAGGAGUGGCUCAACUACGAUGUCUCCAUUGUUGACACUGCUUUUGCUACAGCUUCUGCUGCUAGAUCUAUCAAGAAGCAGUACAACAUCAACAACAAUAACUUGGAGGCAAUCAUCGUUACUUCUCAGGAUGAAAUCAAGCCAACAAUUCCAUUCAUCUCAGCUAUUGGCGGACUUGGAAAGGUCGACGUUGUUGCUCCAGGAACACAGAUCGCUGCUGGUUACGCUUCCUCUGUUGUUACAGAGACAGUUGAGCUGAGAAUCAACUUGAAGGGCGUCGUAGAUUUCGAGAAGGAACUCGAGAGAUUGGAGAAGAAGUUAGGCCCAUUACAACAACAGUUCCAGAAAUACGAAGAAAAGAUUUCUAAUCCUAACUACGCUACAAAGGUUAAACCAGAAGUCCAGGAACUCGAGAGAUCUAAGAUGGAAGCACUCAAGGUUCAAAUCGAAGCUAUCAACAAGAACAUCCAGGAAGUUAAGCAGUUAAUCGCUUAA